Molecule: messenger RNA, 1238 nt
Organism: Phialemonium atrogriseum
Lineage: Eukaryota; Fungi; Ascomycota; Sordariomycetes; Cephalothecales; Cephalothecaceae
Product: aromatic compound dioxygenase
Exons: 5
Coding region: 93-1238 (381 amino acids)
Molecular function (GO): oxidoreductase activity, acting on single donors with incorporation of molecular oxygen, incorporation of two atoms of oxygen; iron ion binding
Source: RefSeq, a predicted model, not a curated record
GGCUGUGCGACUAGAGAGAAGCUCCCUUGAACCCGCCUUCCUUCCUCCAACUAUCCAACAGUGAGCAACGCCUUACCACGACGCCUGACACCAUGGGUCUGAAGAGUACUCUCGCGGCGCUUAUGCUCGCCGUCCCCUUGGGACUGGCGCAUCCCGGACACGAGAAGGUCUACCAGCACAAUGCCGUGCCCCUCGAGGCCCGGUCGCUCAACCACUGCAAGCGGCACUUUGAGAAGGAAGAGUUCAUGAAGAGGACCGUGGAGAUCCACGGUGCUGAGCUGUCCAGGCUCCGGAGAGCUGCGGGCCUGGAGGCCGAGGACGCGGUCCCGAUCCACAAGCGAGACUACAUCUCCGUGUCCAAGAUCGACCACAAGAGCUCCACGCCCGUGACCGCGACGACGGACCCGUUCUCUCUGUUCGCGGAUGCCGGAGCUUGCAUGCUCAUGCCCGCGGUGGACCAGGGCCCGCUCUACGUCAAGGGCGAGGAAGUCCGGAAGGACAUCACCGAGGGCCAGGCCGGCAUCAAGCUGACCCUCGCCAUCCAAGUCGUGGAUUACAAGACCUGCGAGGUCGUGCCCGAUGCUUUCGUGGAUAUCUGGAGCUCCAACGCCACGGGAAUGUACGUCGGCGUCCAAGGCUAUCCCGGCAUGGGAGACCCGAACGACGCCUCGAUCCUGAAGGGAACGACUCUUCGUGGGAUCCAACCCACCGACGCCCACGGUGUCGCCACCUUUGACAGCCUGUUCCCCGGCCACUACUCUGGCCGCGCGACCCACAUCCACGCUAUCGUCUACCUCGGUGCCAAGAAGGAGGCCAACAACACCAUCACUGGCGGCCGUGCGGCGCACGUCGGGCAGAUCUACUUCGACCAGAGCCUGAUCACGAACGUGGACAAGAACACGCCGUACAGCAGCAACACGAUGAAGAUCCAGCUCAACACGGGCGACUUCCUGUUCCAGCAGGGCGCCAACGGCGACGACCCGAUCGCGCGCUACGCCCUCGUCGGCGACUCGUUCGCCAACGGCAUGUUCGCCUGGAUCCGCUUCGGCAUCAACACGGCCGCCUCCAAGAACGUCAACCCGGCCGCCUUCUGGACCGCCGACGGCGGCGUCAUGAACCCCACCGGCCCCAUCUCCCAGAUCACCGGCGGCGGCGCCUUUGGCGGCUUCGGCGGCUUCGGCGGCUUCGGUCGCAAGAAGCGCGAGGCGCAGAAGGCGGCCGAGAAGGAGAACAAGUAA